This is a messenger RNA of Andrographis paniculata, 1450 nucleotides long. Its product is annotated as F-box/kelch-repeat protein At1g57790-like. The coding region runs from base 202 to 1323 and encodes 373 amino acids. The transcript has 3 exons. Lineage: Eukaryota; Viridiplantae; Streptophyta; Magnoliopsida; Lamiales; Acanthaceae. Gene Ontology annotation, molecular function: protein binding. The record is from RefSeq and is a predicted model, not a curated record.
AUCGUAAUCAUCGCCUGGCUGGCGGCUUUGGGGUGUAAAACGUCGUCGUUUUGAUUUUGAGAUGUGUCAGAAUUCAGCUGUUAUAAAUACCGCGGCAGAGAUCGAGCAGCAGUCACUGCGUUUUCGUGGGAGGAGGGACACACAAUGGCUGCUGUCGAUUGAGCGAUGGUCGGGACAGGAACAAAGUUUUAAAGUGGAAAAAUGUUUCUAAGACGGAGCAAGAGGCUCAAUGACAGAUUGGCUAACACAAGCGGCAGCAACAACAGAGUUUCGAAUGAGACAGCAGAGCAAGAGGCAAGAUCUGAUCUUUCAAAAGAGGUUCUGGAAUUGAUUCUUUCGCGGUUAAGCCUCAUAGACAACAUCCGCGCAUCUGUUGUCUGCAAGAAUUGGCUGGCUGCUGCUGUUUCGGUUCGGAAGAUAAACAAAAUUCCAUGGCCGAUGGAUAUCCCUGAACGCAGCUGGUUCUUCAGCUUUUAUGAUCUAACACAAGGCAAAACACAUUGGCUUACAUUGCCAGGGCUAAGACCUGCUGCCAUCUACUAUGUCAAGUAUGGUUGGUUGCUUAGUUUCGACCAUUACACUUGCCGACUCUUUUUCACAAAUCCAUAUACUCGGACAGAGAUAGAAUGCCCCAAACUAGAAGGGAAUUGGAAUAAAGUGGCCUUUUCUGCUCCUCCAACAUUGCCGAGUUGUAUAGUCUUCACAGUGGAUGAGGUGACACCCGACUCUGUUGCCAUCCACACUUGCCACCCGGGGGACAAAGAAUGGACUACCAUGGUAUGUGAAAACAACCGUAACUUUUGUUGCAGCCUAUAUAAUAGGAUUGUUGUCUGCAACGGAAUUUUUUAUAGUCUCAGUACAACUGGUUGGGUGGGGGUUUACCAUACAGAACAAUGUUCUUGGAAAGUUCUCCCGAUCAGUCCCCCUAAUUGUUUGGAGAUUCCACCCGUUGGUGAUUGGUGGAAACAAAGAUUUUUAGCGGAGUAUGAUGGUGAGAUUGUCGCGGUGUAUGCUCAGAUCGGCGUUGUAGCAGCUGUAUAUAGGUUAGAUGAAGUCCAUGGGUUUUGGGAGAAAAUAGAGGAUCUGAAUGGAAGGACUUUCUUUGCUAGCUUAGUAACUUCCUAUAUCAAAGCAGAUUUGCCGGGAAAAAUGGGGGACAAUAUUUAUUUCCCAAGGGUUCAAUUUCACAAGCAGCACCGCAUCAUGUAUUCAAUGCGCAAGAGAAGAUACUAUCCGGGAGUGAAGGCUUUCGACCUCAGCGAUGAGUCUCUUCUUACCAACUUUUGGAUUGAUUCCCCUGAAGGUCCUAUAGGCGGUUCUUGAGACAUUGAUUAUUGUAGAAAAUGGUCGCGUAAGAGUACUUGUCUCAGACUUAAACUAUCAUUCGAUUUCUUUUCUCUUUUAUUUUCUUGAGUUUAAGAACUCGGCCAUCUAUAUGUUGUGUUGAAUA